Messenger RNA from Xiphophorus hellerii (green swordtail), 1881 nucleotides. It is a transcript of the gene rpz, whose product is annotated as rapunzel. NCBI's taxonomy places the organism in Eukaryota, Metazoa, Chordata, Actinopteri, Cyprinodontiformes, Poeciliidae. The transcript is spliced from 2 exons. The record is from RefSeq and is a predicted model, not a curated record. Bases 26 to 925 code for a protein of 299 amino acids.
GAUCACCCCCACAUAUUCAACAUACAUGGAAGUGUCCUUUUUGCAGGGAUUGCUGGGAAGAAGAAGGAGGGUGUCGAGCUUGGGACUUUGGAAAGGCAGUUUUAGUCAGAGCCAGUUUGAAAAGGUAAGAAAUCCUCUGUUCUGCUGGGACCAAUGGGGCCCAAUGUCGGCUGGGAGGCAAAUGGAGACUCUUUACUCGGGAUAUAUGGAGAGAAAAUCAACUUUUCAGAUCAUCGUCACCAUGAUGGACGAGCAGAUACAAGAGGACCACAGCAAGCUGAAGCAGGGCCUAGUCAAAGUCCUCCAGUGCGUGGCCACCAUCUCGUCGGCGGCGGCCGUGGUCAACCCCAUCUUCGGUGUGGCGGGCUCCCUGAUCCGGGUGGUGCUGCACCACGUGGACGACGAGGACAUCCGCACGCUGAAGCGCGAGUUCGGCUCCGUCCACCAGAGGCUGGACGAGCUGUCCCAGCAGAACCGCCGGACGCUGGUCCAGAUCGAGAAGGAGACGCUGGACAGCCAGUACUGCCACGUGGAGGAGAACCUGAAGAACCAGUUCAGGAAGUUCAUGGCCAUGGUGGAGGCGCGGCCGGAGCACCGCGACGGCAAGAAGGACGACUUUGAGGAGAGCUACGCCAACGACGAAGGCGACCAGAACCUGCACACGCUGUACGACGGCGUGGUGGGCACACGGAAGCUGUUCAGCCGGCCCAUCCUGGAGGUGUACCUGAAGCACUCGCAGGGCGACCGCCGCGUCAUGGAGCGCCUCUGCACGCGCCUCACGUACCUGUUCUGCAUCGGCCUCAUCGCCCUGAUGGGCUACGCCGCCAUCAUCGGCGACGACGAGGAGGAGCUGAGCGAGAAGUGGACCGGCCAGAUGGAGAAAGUGCAGGAGAAGAUGCAGGAGGCGCUGCGCAAGUGCACAUGAAGAAGAGGAGGAGGAGGAAGGGAAGGUUAACAUUCCCACUUCAACUCCCACUCUCUCUGUCCUCAUAAUCUCCUUUUUACCACGCGAACCUGAAGGCAACGUCUGCCAAAUCCCGCUGCACGCAAACAGGCUGUCGAUUGGCUGCUUUCACAUCACAGCCAAUUAAAACAUAGAGAUAAAUUCACCUUAAUCAAAUAAAAACAUUCAUUUAGAUUUAAUUUGUUUUAAAAAAAAACAUUUAGACACAAAUGUGUAUUUUGGGGGCGGAUCAGAAUCGAAGAAACGAGAAAAAGCACAAAAUAUUACCAAGUAUUUUUGUCUAAUUUCUAGUGCAAAUGUGAGUUCACUUGAAAUUAGACAAAACUAAAGUAUAUAAGCUUGUCCAGUUUCAUGAUAUAAAAUCACAUUUCUGCCCAGUGGAAAACUGGCCUUGUGUUGGGAAACUGUUGCCAAAGUAACCAACGAGCGUCUGGACGUUUCCAGAAUGAUGAAUGUAAAAGAAAAAAAAAUCACCAUGCAUGACCUGUGAUCACACGUCCACCUUUACGUUGAGUUAUGUAAUUUCUUUUUACAUAUUAUUAAUAAUUUGUACACUAUUAUGAGCUGAGAUCUUUAUUUAGGUGAUAAAACUUUAUAUUUUAUUAAUAGUUAAAGACACUAAGUGAUGAAAAUAGGACAUUUCUUUUAUUUCCAGCCACACUACACUUUCUUAUUCUCUGUUGGGAGGAAAUCAGUUCAAUUUAAGAGAUUUGCUUAAUCUCCUGUGCAAUUUUUGUGUAAAAAUCAUAUUUUUGUUUCCUGUCUGCAGCUUAAAGCGCUUUUCUUUACACGCAGGAAAACUGGACCCUGAACGUCUCCUGACAUGUCAGAUAUGUGAAUAUGUUCAUGAUUUUUUGUUUUGUUUGGGUUUAUAAAUGUUUUAAUUGACAUAAAUAAAGAUGUGAGAAGAAAACUUA